AUGGCGACUCUUGGGCCGGCGGUUUCAUCUCUGCGAUCGUCUCUCUCCCUCCUCGAAUCCAGUAUUUCCAUCCUCGACGAAGGUGUAUCCGACUUCCCCAGGCUGUGCAAGGUCCUACAAACACAACAGCACUUUGAACUUCUUCCCGAACCUACACUUCAGGAGGCGCAGCAAUCGCUGGUCGACGAGAUUGUCCCAGCUAUCAACCAGCUCCUCUCGACUGCAGAGAACUACAUCAACCAGCUUGGCCGGAAAGAAGAGAAUCUGAAGGCCCGAUCAGAAUUGCUUGAGGGCAGAUUGCACAACAACAGACGGAGGACUUCGAGUUUCGGAAGUAACACGGAAGUUCUACGAUCCGGCAAGUCUGCACAAUCCGCAACGCCCCUCAGCGAUGGUAGAAUGCUAGAGAUGAAACGCCUACAGCAGAAGAAAGAGAGGCUGCAAUAUGCCAUUGAAAGAUUAGAAUUGCAAAGCAAGCAAAGAGAGCGAGAAUUGAGGAAGAGCAUGGCUAUUGUGAGGGAAUGA
Messenger RNA from Cladophialophora carrionii CBS 160.54, 525 nucleotides. RefSeq lists its product as uncharacterized. Gene Ontology annotation, cellular component: DASH complex; spindle microtubule. The record is from RefSeq and is a predicted model, not a curated record. The transcript has a single exon. Gene Ontology annotation, biological process: attachment of spindle microtubules to kinetochore. The coding region runs from base 1 to 525 and encodes 174 amino acids. NCBI's taxonomy places the organism in Eukaryota, Fungi, Ascomycota, Eurotiomycetes, Chaetothyriales, Herpotrichiellaceae.